AUGUAUUCGUCUCUGGUUUCUAAUGAUGGUUAUCGUUUCGAUGGUCCUGGUCAGUUUUGCGGACUUUCCUUGGUCCUUUCGGAUGGUUCUUGUCCAAAUUUGUUUCCUCUUUCCUCUUCUGGUCAUAUGUCUGGCGAUUUGUCUCCUAUUUUGGAAGAAGUUUCGUUGCCCUUUUCUCAACGUUCUUUGGCGCCCAAUAGUUCUCUUGGAACAAGUUUUGUUGCGCUUUCGAGCUUGCCUCAAUCUGAGGUAAAUUACACUCGUCUCUUUGGCGGCGUUCUUACGGAAUUAGAUUCGAAAAUGGCUUGGAUUUUGACCUUGCAGGAACGUAUUUUUAAUGAAACCUCAAUUUCACUUAAUGACAAUGACAAUCAAAAAUUGUUGGACCGUUACUACGAAAUAAAUAAUGACCUUUUAAUUCAUAAACAAGACGCCCUAGCCGUCUGCGAAAGAGCUGAGUUGCUAGCUCAAGAAGCUAUCGCUGCACUUUCUUCAGAGAAACGAAGUCUUUUGGAAACUAAGGCUAAGGAGGUUCGCUUGGCACUCGGACAGCUUAUUCAGGAGGCGGAUUUGAGGAUACAUCUUCUGGCCGCUAGUCUAGACAACCUUGAGCAGCUGACGUUUCAAUUACAGGACUUGAAACCGUGGCUCACAUCUGUUGAACAGUCACUGAAGGAGACAUUAGAGAUCGAAGCCUCUCACCCCGAAAAUCUCUCUGCUAAACAGAUCCAACUUAGUCGCACAGAGCACGAAUUACUCGCACGGCAGGCGGAUUUAGCAAGCGUCAUGUCAAGUGCUCAGAAGUUCCUCACCUGCUUGGAAAAGUAUAACACAGCUAAGUUGGAAUACGCCAGUCUCACCGGUGCUAAACUUCCUCCCCCACAAACCACCGAAAGUGUUAUUUCCGCUGUCGAAACGGCGGUGGAAUGGACACAAAACAAGUUCAAUAAGCUAGAGCAUUCGGCGAGGGAGUACGCUUCUAUAUACUCCGAUGCUGCGAUGAGUUUCAAUGAAUUUACUAUGGGGAUUGCAAAAUGUUGCGAAUCUCUUGAUGCAGCAGAAAAGGUCUUUUGGCAGUCCACUCGGAAACUUCUUGCCGCUGGUGUGGAUGUUAACCCUCGGUGUGAGGCCAGUGCCCGUACACCCGUAAACCCGCAAAUGAUCACUAACCCCGUGCUUGCCUUAAAAAUGCAAGCGGAUGAGCUUUCAAACCGCAAACUGCCAGCUGUUUUGGUACCCUCUUCAACAAUCAAAACUUGCAUUAACGAACCACUGGAAAAUGUAGAGGCUCGACUCUCCUACCUAUCCAAAGAAUUGGACUCUAUGGAGAAAGAAAUUAAAUCAAUUCUUGGUGUCAUUAAUGUUACUGAUGAUUCUCUGGCGGCUACAUCGGCGUGGCUGGAAGAUGCGAUUGCUGGGGCAGAGGAAAAGAAUGAAUUAACCCUGUUGGAAGCUAGUAAAACAAAUAACAAAUUGCAGGCCGAAUUGUCUGCUCAUGAACCUGGACUCCAGGCCUUACUUGAAUCGACUCAAGAAGAAGUAGAAAGGCUGGAGAAAUUGGGAGAACGACAAGAGGAGAUCGAAAAAGCGAAGGAGAAGGUUGUGACAGCAACAAAGCUGGUCGACAAGUGCGCUGAGCUGCGAAACAAGCUAUCCCGCGACCAGAUCCUAUUGGAUGAAUUAGGGCGAAAGAGUCUGCUUCUCGACAGCAUCUCAAAGAAUAUCAGCGUAUUUGUGAAUUCUGCACGAUCUGACUUAUCUGCCAUUGCGGGUGGCCGAAUAAACGAAGACGAAAGUAAUGACCGAUUGAUGGAAACGGAGGACACAAGAAACUCAAAGAUAGCCGAAUUGAACCAGCUCGAGGAGGUGAUAAAUAAACUAGCGUUGGAAACAAAUGAUUUGGGUCAAGAACCGGGCAUUACCAGUGCCAAAGAGAAAAUAGCUACCGCUCGAGCUGAACUUGUUAAUCUUGAUCAGUCAAUCCGUCAGGCGCGUCAGAUCUGCAAGGACCGUCUUCAGCGCACCAGUCAAUUUGAAGCCAAACGUGGAAAACUGCUUGAUUGGUUGCAGAGUCUUGAGAAACGUCUGGAUACUGGCAUCUUUACUGAUCGUUCAACCAUUGAGGAUGUCUCACUUCGUGAACAAUUGAAGGAGCUUGAAAAAAUCGCUACUGAGUGUAAUGUUCUGGAAAAUGAAGUGGAAUUGGCUUGUGGUCUCUUGAAGCCAUCUGAAAGCUUAAUCGACGACAAGUUGGUUCAGGAUGCUGAAAGUUUGCGAAACGGUUGUGAGAGGCUCAAAGGUCGAGCUUGCUCCAUGAAAUCAGCUUCCACAAGCUCUUUGAGACGGCUAGAAACCUUUGCGAACGCAUUUACGGAGGCAAAUGCAUGGUUGACCCAGCGACUCAAUCAGAUCACUCAACUCCAGCUUACGUCUGUGAAUUGUCAAGAAAUCCAUAGUUUGAGGAAGAAGCUGGAUAGAUUUAGAGAUGAAUUUGAAACUAUGACUCCACGAAUCGACGGUUUGAGAAGACUUGGAAAUGAGCUUCUUAAUCAAAAGGGAGCUGGAAGGGGCUCUGGUCGCAUUCGCGAUCAAAUGAAUAACAUUGAAAAGAAGUGGCAGGCAUUGGACGCUCUCUGCAAGCAUAGAGUUGCAGAAAUAUCGGACACAUAUUCGCAGGCUCUUGCGCUCGAACAGUCCUAUAACGACUUGGACACUCAACUUAGUCGACAUUCACAAAUGUUUGAGACUCUCUCCACGGUCUCCAUCUCCAAGGAUCAACUGCAGAACUUACUUUCUCUCCAAUUUGGUUUGAUUCAAACCAAACCAACGAUUCAAACCUUUGAAGAAGCAGCAGGGAAAUUCAUCAACUCACUCUCGGUUACUACCGACGCGUCAGAGCUGUCAGCUCGUGUUAGUGGCUGUCGUUCACGUUUUGAUGGUCUGAUUGGCGCAAUUGAGUCCCGAUUGGAGACACUUCAGAGUGCCCUGUGCGCCAAACAAAGUGUCGCAACUUCAGAGAGACAAGAUUUGGAGGACGCGGGUGAACGCGAGAUACCAACGGAAGGAGAAACUGCAAACUCGGAGGAAGUUAUCCUAGAGGAACCCAAGUUUGGUGAAAAAGCAAAAAUCUCAAAAGAUGAGCAUAUCUUACCGGCAGAUGCGGUUGUAGGAGCUGAGCCAGAUCUAAUUAAGGGAACUCCAAUUGAAGUGGAUUCAACAAUAUGCAAAAUUGAUGAUCUAAAGGACAGAAUGGUGGCAUUUCAGGCUUGGCUAGAUUUGGAGUCACAAGCUAUUGAGUGUCCAGUCUUCGAGAAUGGCUCGUAUCCAGUGACUCGAUCAGCGUUAACAAAGGCAAUGCAACGAGUGGAAACAUUCAUGACGUUGAUUGAAUCGCGUGACAGACACCUGGCAAGUCUUCACGCCGACGCAGAGGUGUUGUGUCCGGAUCUUUUACGUGAUCUUGAGAAGUUUCAGGUCCUGUUGGAUCAAAUCAAAAGCCGAUAUACCAAUAAAAGUGAGGCUCUUCAAGAAAUUCUCGCCAAGAGUAAACCCAUUGAGACGGAAUUGCAAGCUCAACAGCUCACAAUUGACGAUCUAGAAUCCCGCUUUCUCAAAAACCUAAGCUCUACGAGCAGAUUAGAGUCCUUUCAACAGGAUUUAUCAAGCCAUGAGUUUCCACGUCUUGACUCUUACAUUUGUGAUUUGGAACAAACUCUGUUAAGCCUUGGUGACGAGAGCUCCGGUCAGUCCAUUCAACCUCUGCGACAGCAAGAAAUCGAGUUGCGGCAGCGCUUGAAGUGCCUCAAAUCUUCAUUAAAACGAGCGGUUGAGGGUGGACAAGAUGAUCAAAAGGCGACCUCCAAUCUUUUGACACGCACAGAUCUCAUCAAACGCCGUAUGGAUGAAUUGGAGGCCCAACUUGAAGCUGCUGGCUCCGAAAACACUGUUCUAAAUUUAGACACCCUUUCAAGCAGAUUGGAAGAUGUUACUAAGAUUUCCGAAAAAUUGAACCAAUGCAACGACGCGUUGAAGUCUCUUAAGGACGAUACGAAGGACUUGGCGCCAGUCCCGCUGUUAGAGAGUCUUCUGAAGGAUCUCAAGAAACAGUCCAGUCGUAUUUCCCAGUCAGCGCACGAGGCUACCGAAAGGAUCAACCAAAAAAUUGAAGUAGCACAGCAACUCGCUGAUCAACAAAAGCUUCUUUCAAGCAGUCUGUCGAAUGCUCGCACCUCAUCCCCCAUUCAGCCACACAGACCUCUGCCAACGUCACAAAAAUUGGAGGACUACGAGCACCAGUACUUGAUGCCACUGAGAAAUCAGUUGGAGCGACUUCAAAAGACCGGUGCAGUCCUAAGUGAAAUGACUCAGCCAGGCCUUGGAAGGCGCGGACUUGAACAGGAUCUAAACUCCACUAGGGCGACGGUUGAGAAUCUCUUUGCUCUGGUUAGCACCGCGAAGGAACAUGUUGGUGACACGUCCGUCUUCUUCACGGCACAGAACAACAGUGCUCGGCAAUUAGAAAGCGUCAUACAAAAUGUUCGCGAUGAGUUAGCGGGACAAGGACUCCCGUCUCUAGUGGCAAAUGUUGCACAGUUGGAUGCAAUACUGACCAAACUCAUGUGUCUUCGAAACCUCCUUCAAUCUCGCCGUGAAAGUCUGGAGCUUUUGGCUGAAGCUACAAAUACUGAAGCUCAUUCAGAUAACGUAGCCAAGUUGAUUGAUGACUAUCAAAAUGUCUUUGAUGAGGUUAAUUUUCGAAUUAACAAGGUGUCCGACGUUCUAGUCCGUCUGAGGGAAUUCAACUCCCUCUACGAGUCCUACCUUGGAUGGUUGGCAGAUAUUGAACUCAGAUUCAACAAACUGCCGAUCUUUCGAGAUCCAGUCGUUACAAAUGCCAACAGGGUUGCAGAGUUGAAAAAAUUGUCCCAAGACUGCAUGAAUGAAACCGAUACCGUUAUUCAGCUACAAACUCGUGGAACUGAGCUUUUAGGAAUGUGUCCAGAUUCUAGUGCAUCCGUGAUAAAGGAGAAGAUGGAACAUGUUGGAUCGUCAUUCACUGAGCUGUUCGAUAAGGUGAAUAGCGCCUCCCAGGGUGUUGAAUCUGCUCAAUCAGCCAUCAAUCGCCUCCUGAAAUCAAACGCCUAUCUCACCGAAACACUUCCAAACUUGGAGUCAAGAUUAAGAAAUGGUGAAAGCUCAAAGAUUAUUGGAGAUGAGCUGAAUAAUCAAAUGAAACCGCAUAUAGACUUGUUGACAAGUGCUCUGGAAGAGAUUCGAAAGAAUUUACCUCAUGCUCUUUUCUUGGAUCUACCGUCCCAACGACACCCAUUGACCAUUGAAGAACUUGCUGCCGACAAUAUUUCCCGUUUUAAUAACCUAUACAGCGAGGCAAUGGAUGCAUCACAGAAGGACCAAGUGCUAGAAAUUCAGAUCAAGAAUGCUUACUUAAAAUUAAAAGCAGAUGAGGAGUGGUUGGAACAAGCGAUGCGUCGUCUUGACCCCAAGAUUCAAAGUCAACCAUCCAGAGAGAUCCUCUCGCUCAAUGAAGAUGACAAUCCAGAGAACGCUUCUUACAGCCUUGCAGUGUUACCAGCUCGUGCAGAGCAAAUAGAUCGUCUAAUUAGCGGCAUAAAUGCGUUCCGUUCUGAACUUUCGAAACGUCAAUCAGACAUUGAGGCCCAUCUUGUGGAAGCGAAACGUCUACUGGACAAAAUGCCUCAUCGCAACACAGAGGAAGACCUGAGUCCAACUCUGGAAGGAAUGGUUAAGCGGAUUAUACAACAAGACAAGGAGAUCGACGCCCUACUUGACUCAGCAGAUGCUCGAUCUCAACAGGCAUUGGCGCUUUCAAAAACCCUCUUCGAAAAUCUAACAAAAGUGGACAAUUGGAUGACGUCAGCAGAAAGUGUGCUCGAUCAACUUCCUGUGGCACCACUAGCUGUGGAAGAAGAAUCCGAUGCACUACGAAAAUUGCAUAUUUCUGCAAAGACACUAGAACGCGAAUUAGAUGGCUACAAAGUGAUUCUUGAACAGGCUUCUAGCACUGCUGCCGCGCUUUCAGCACUAACAGCACCAUCUGAGUCAACUAGUGUUGACACCAAAAUCAAACAGAGCAGCUUACGAUUUCGAAAACUCGCCAAACGAAUUAGAAAUCGGUCAAUCGAUCUUGAAGAUGCAGUCACUAACUCCAUUGACGUGAACGACAAACUAAAUGUACUGAAUGAGGUAUUGAAUGAAACGCGUGAUCUGGCUGCUACAAUAGGUGUGCGAUUGGAACCACCGAGUCACGAUCUGUCGCCCCCACGCAUGCCCCCAGAAUUCGAUCUAAACAUCCUCGCGCCCUCUGCCCACGUUCAGCAGCCCGUCAGUAUGCGGACUGAGUACCUCGGUAGUCAGAUCGCUGAAGGCAAAGCCAUUCUUGACACACUGGAGCGUCGACUGCCGGCUUUAGUGGAACUGACUAGUUCUAUCGAGGAAUUUUUGUCGGCUCCCCGUUCAGAAAUGUUUAGCACAGUUGAACGAUCGCCACUUGCAGUCGGACUCGAGGACGAACCUGUAAUCGAUGUCAAUGUGUUAAAUAGAGCCCAGUCUUUACAAAAAGAGUGGCUUCAACUACGUGCCAAGGUGUCGCAACGCCUCACCAGUCUAGUGGAGGCACAUCGUCUGGCCUCUGAAGAGUUCUGGCUACCUUUAUCGAAUUUUCAAGGAAGUCUAAUCGCACUACGACGCUCUAUGGAUGCUGUGGCAUCUGGACAUGUAGCUAGACUGCCUCUGGAACCGUCAACAUACACCUCUCAAAUUGAGGCGCUACAGGACAUCCAAAAACAACACGAAGGUUCUAGUGAAAGACUGGACGCUUUACGAGGUGUUGGGAACAAAAUAAUCAAUUUGUUGAUUGAUGAGAGGGCCAGAAGUGAGGAAGAGAAAAGUAUAUUGAAAAAGGAAAUCAACAACGCCAUUCGCGAGGUUUCAGCAAUUGCACAAAAUAUUACGACUACAUGUGAACAGCAACUCUUAGCGGCAAAGGAUCACUUAGUCACGGCUCAAAAGCUUCAGACUGAUCUGAAUGUCUUUGUCGACCAACUUGAAAAAGCAAAAACUGAAUUUGAGGCCUUUGAACCGGUUGCAAAUACUAUUGAUGCAGUUUUAAAAUUAAUGGAACAGCUUGAAGAAUGGAGUUCCUUGAUUCCACCGAAACACGAACAACUGGAAAAUUUGAACUGGGUUGCGGGUCAGUUGAUGUCAGUAGCAGGAAUUUCCGAAGCUCCGGAGCAGCCGCCUUCAAAGGUCAGUGGUGAUAUUGGAAAACGAGGAGCGCAAGUGCAACUGAUGCUCACAUCAGCAACCGCGCGAUGGAAUGAACUCAACGAUGCAAUUAAUCGCCGUCGUCAUGACCUGCAGACACAGCUGAUGACACUUGGCGAUUUCGACUCCGCUUUGGACGCUCUCAUUCAGUGGAUUAAAAUGAUGCAAGCCAAUAUUGACGGCAUCUCAGUGUCACGGGGAGACAAAAAGUCUCUGGAAUUUGAACUAUCAAGAGCGAAGGUAAACAACUUAGCUAUUCUCUUGAAGGCUCAAAACUUCUACAGUCGGUUGGACGAACUCCGACGAGAAUGUCGACGGCUUGAAGGAAAAAUUUCGGCUCCCGGAGCUCGGCUCAUUGGUGGUCUACCUGACAGCGCAAAGCAGAGCCUAAACCGAUCCCUUCAAUUGCACAAUUCAGUGGAAAAGCUCGGAAAACAGAUCGGAGAUCUGCGUUCAUCUUCAGCGGGUCUACUAGCUUCCGCCGGUAGUACACGCGAUCAUCUAGUGGGUCAUCUUGACGGCUUGAGCCAGCAGCAUGCGCAAUUGGAUGCACAGUCACAGGACCGCCUUAAGCAAGUACAGUUGGGUGUAGCAAAAGUUUCGGCUUUUCAUAACGAUCUCGGAGAUUUUAUUCAAUGGCUUACACAAGCUGAGCGACGGAUUAAUCAAGCACCCAAUAUCUCAUUUGUUCCAUCCACACUCCAACUUCAACUUCCAACACAAAUAGCGUUACGGCGCGAAAUCGCUUCAAAGCGUGAAGCCGCUCUGACACCACUUGAUCGAGCAGUUUUAUUUAUUGGAUCGAAUGCGUUGGAACAGGAUGUGGUUCUCGUGAAAAACCUCCUAGCUAGUGCCCACUCAAGUACCCAACCCAAUGUUCUUCUGCGUGAACUGAAUCAGCAUCGCGAGUUCCAGCGUGAACUGGGUGCUCACAGUGCCUCCUACGACUCGGUAAGGCGACACCUCAUCAAGGUGAAGGAUAAGGCACCCCGGGACGACCUAAUUGAAUUGAACCGCAUGUUGAGUGAAUUGAAGUACUUCUGGAACGCAGUUUGUAACAAGUCUCUUGAAAAACAAAAGGUCCUUGAAGAGGCUCUAUUGCGUUCGGGUCAGUACAAAGAUGCAUUUGUUUCGCUUCUUGAAUGGAUAAACAAAAUUGACAGUCUUCUAGACGAUAACGAGAAGAAAGGAUGUGCUGGAGAUGUUGAAACUGUAAAGCAACUGGAAGAAGUCCACCGAAACUUGUUAGAUCAGCUACAGGAAAGGGAGACCUCGGUGAUAAAAUUACAGACUGCGGCAUCCCAACUGCUAACCAAAUGUAGACCGGAAGGAAGCAGUGACGCUGCUGAAUUGACUGAUUCCCUCGUAAUGCAAGAGCAACUGGCAGGGCUCAACGCUCAGUGGACAAAGGUUCAGCUCAAAGCCAAAGCACGCUCCGACAAUCUUAAAUUGGCUCAUAAGAUCGCUGAGGAGUUUCAAAGAUCCUGCCAAGACGUCUUUGAUUACUGUGCAGGAGCGGAGUACACAUUGCGUAAGGUUAGCGCUCUCCCUGAAGGUGACGAUCCUCGUGUAAUGGAUUCCACAGAUCCGCUUGUUGAGGAGAAAUUGGCGAACGCCGAGGUGGCUGCGAUAACCUCAGGAAUGGCUGCUCAAGAGUCCCGCGUGUGUGACUGCCUGGCUCGGGGAAAUAGAAUUCUUGCAGAGUGCAAAAACAAUCCAAAUGGCGCUUCUCGAAUUCGCCAGUGGAUGAACGCCGUGAACACGCGAUGGGAGGAAAUGCUAGACUGGUCACAGAAACGGGAAGCGAAAUUGGCGCAGCUGUCGAAAGAUCAGCGAGAGCGUAGAUUAACUCUAGACGCACUAAUAAGCUGGCUCAACACUACAGAGGUCAUUUUAUGCUCUGAUCGUAUGUAUGUUCAGCCGACAAUUUCUAUGGGCCCACUUUCAAUUGAAGUCACAUCAGAGAUCUCCUCUGGUUCCUCCAGUCGUAUUGAGAGUGGUUCAAUUGGAUUUGAGAUUGAUACGUCCCAAGUGGAGCGGCUGCUAGCAGAGGUUGGUCAAAUUGAAGCCGAGCUGGAAAAACGACGCUCUCAACGAGAUGAAGUACUUCGACAUGCGCGCAAAUCUGCUGUUGAUAGGAAACGGCAAGUUGGUAGCAGGGGCAAGGCUUUGGAGCACCCACCAGGAGACUAUGGACACGGUUACGCAAGCGUAAGGGUGAAUGAGAUGUGUGAAAAGUGGGACAGAGUGGUGCGGAUCGUGAAAGCACGCCAACUAGCACUGGAAGAAAGACUGGCACAUGCAAACGAGGUGGAAAAACUGAAGACCUUUGAUUUUGACAAUUGGAGACGUCGUUACCUGAAUUGGAUGAAUAGCAAGAAAGCACGUCUUAUUGAUAUGUUCCAUCGUUAUGACCUGGAUCGUGACGGACGUCUUUCACGGGAUGAAUUUGUGAAUGCCAUACUGAAAUCUAAAUUCCCAACAUCUAGACUAGAAAUGGAGGUCGUGGCAAACAUAGUAGAUGCAAACGGUGACGGAUACAUCGACAUGAAGAAGUUUAACACCGCGCUGCGUUCUGCCACGGUGCCGAAAUCGCAUCAUUUGGACCUGUCGAAAAUCGAAGGAAGUGCCAUUGAGCAUGAAGCUAAACACCAAACCAGUUUGUGCACCUGUCAUAAUACUUACCGCAUCAGUAAAAUCAACGGCAACAUGUACAAGUUUGGUGACUCCCAGAAACUGAGACUGGUGCGAAUUUUGCGAAGCAAUGUGAUGGUUCGGGUGGGUGGUGGAUGGACGCCACUGACGGAGUUCCUGGUGAAGAAUGAUCCUUGUCGAGUCUGUUUCUAUACGGAUGAGGAGACAGAACGAGGAAAACUGUCUCACGGUGACGCACUGUCAAGCUUGGCAGACAUGGCAGCAGUGGCCUCUACAAGUCCCACCGAGGAUGUAAAUGCACCUCGAGAGCUGAAGCUCAUUCCGAAGCACCUGGCUGCCUCUCUGCCACAACUCACUCCUAGUUUGAGUGGACCGAGACGAAGCCACUGGUGUCGCAGGGAUGAUCAAGACUUAAAUGAAACCUCUAGGAGUGGAGAAUUCUACAUCGUGAUGCCACAAACCAUUUCAAUGACAAACACUGAGACUUCCACGAGAUCCCCUCCUCGUGGGGGACGAACUGCAUUUUGGACGGGUAGUGAGUCAGCCCGCAAAGACGCUGGCUUUCCGGAGGAUCAGACUCAUAUGAUGCUUAAAUUCCAUCCACGUUUUCGAGAUGGCAGCUCGGCUUCUGUCACUUGUACAGACCCCAUUUGCAGUAGACAGGUGGGUAACAUCUCAUUGUCCCCGUUGAAGCGAUCCAAUCCUCGACAUGCAACACCAACGCGUCGAAUGGAUCACCUUAACAAGAAAGAUGGGCGUCGGGUUCCGGUUAGAACCAGUCUUCCAAUUGUUGUUGAAUUAGCAACUGAAGCCAAUGUCCUUCCAACCUCCCUCAGCAGUAGCCUUUCAGAACUCCCCGAAGAUAGAAAAGAUCCCUCACUUGAGUCCGACGUAAACGUCACCGAGCUGAGCCCAGCUGACGAAAUGAUAUCCCACUCAGUAGAAAUUGGGGAUCAACCACAAGUUGGUACUGGUCAUCUAUCGUCAAUUUUGGAGCAUUAUGAAGGCGACGUUUCUAAACCAACAUCUUUGCCGAAGACGGAAGAGAUGGAACCAGAUUCAACUACUAGUGCAUGUUCUCCUAUUACUCAGACAAACCUGCAGUUUCCGUUGUCAAAGUUAGAAACACACAAAAUGCGUCCGAAACUGUCGUCUGAAAAAGAUCAAGUCCUGUAA
Molecule: messenger RNA, 11136 nt
Organism: Hydatigera taeniaeformis
Lineage: Eukaryota; Metazoa; Platyhelminthes; Cestoda; Cyclophyllidea; Taeniidae
Source: the annotation of a GenBank genome assembly